AUGGUUUCCUUGGAGAAGGAGAGCGACCGCCAAGCCAUGGAGAACGUCAGGGAGUUCAGGAAAGGCUUGCUGUGCAGUAUAUGCAACGAGUUUCUGAGCGACACUUACAACCUUCCCUGCGGACACAGCUUCUGCCGAGAGUGCAUCGACGAUGCCUUAGCCGAGAGGAACUCGUGCCCUGACUGCAUGAACCCCGCGUGGCAAAAGGAUACCCUCAAGAUGGCUCUCACGGACAGCACCGUGCAAGACUGGGUAGCCAAUUGCGAGCGGCUCUACCAGGCGCACGUUGCUCGGCAGGCCGCACGGGACGGGGAGAGCAGCGACACCGACAGCGAUUUGGCUCUCGUCGAGGCCUCCUCCGGAGACGAUGAACGGGGGGGCACCGACAUCGACGAGGAGGAGGAGGGGGGAGGCAAUGUGGCCCCCAUUGCGGUCCCAUCCGCGCCGCCCCCGCCGCCGCAGCAGCAACCGCCGGCGCGGCAGGCGGCGCCGGAGAACGAGGGGGUCGUAGGGGCAGCAGCAGCGGCAGCACCAUCACUGCCAUUGCCCGCCGCCGCGGAACCCCUCCCCUGCCGUUCGUUGAAAGGAGCGGAGAAGGAGAACAACGCGGCAUCGGGAUCGUGGGGAGCCGCCACUGCGACUUCCUCUGCUGAUUUGUCGGUUGCAGCAGCAGCACCUACCGCCGGUGUCGUGGGGGUCGAACGAGCGGCCGCGUGGAGCUCUUCCCCCUCCUCCUCCUUCUCCGGCCAGAACAGAACACCUCGCGUCAGGUUUCAACCGUCGCCGCUGCGCGCCUGCGCUGCUCCUUCCGAAGCCGGCCAGAAAGGUUCGGGUCGUCAGGAGGAGGAAGCAAGCGUUCAUCCCAGGCGAGAGAAGCUGCCGCCUGCGGCCGCCGUCACCAAGCCGCGUGAUUCCUCGCCCUUGGUGUUGGAAGGCACCGUCAAAGCCGGCGACGUAGUGGACGCCAGGCUUCCCACGGAGGGGGAAAAGCUGCGGUCUACGCCGGCGGCGGCGCCGUUGAAUCGGAGCGUUGCCAACACGGCCGCGGCUUCGCCACCGGGCACAGAAUCUGAACGCCGGGAAUCUACGCCGCCACGGGGCACCCUUGUCGUGACCGCGAAAGACCCAGGGCCGUCGCCGUCGGUCGUGCCUGAGAAACCAGCUGCUGUUGAACGUGAAGAGGGCGGGUCCAGUUUUGCUGUCGGCCUUCCGGAUACGUGCGACAUCUUCGAUGCCGAAUCGUCGCCGCCGCACUCUCCGAUAGCGUCGACGACGACGACAACCACGAUGCUCAUCCUCACUCCGCCUACCCUGAAGCCCGGUGGCCCCGAGACUAAAGCGGCGCCGCGGGUCGGUGGCACCUCAGCCGAAGGGGGGACCAGCACAGACGUGGGGGUGGGCGGGGGUGGAGGGGGACUCGGAGGGGUGGAGUUGGGCGACUCAGGGAGCGAGGACGGAGUCUCGGACGCCGAAAGUGUUCCCCUGCUGGGCGCCAACGCCCGGUUAAAGGACGUGAACGGGCAGAAGCCGCAGCAGCAGCAGAAGCAGCAGCACGGUUCCGGGCGAACAUGGCCGUCGGACGGGGUGCCUAGCCCGUCUUCACGGAGUCCUUUGGCUGGUAGCGGAGUUGAUCGACCGGACGAGACGACGGUCCGGCAUAGGAGCACAGCUGCCAACGACGAGGAAGGAGAGGAAACCUGCGACGAAGCCGACUCGCUCUCCAACUAUGGAGGCUCUGGUGCGGCGCUUGGUGAUUGCGGGAGAGGGGAGCAGCCGACCACAGGCGUAGAAGACGAGCGGGCAAACGAAGCGGUGAGCUUGGAGGCAACGGGGCCGUCAAAAGAUGUUGAUCCGUCCUCUUCCCCGUCACGAGUUCCGCUCGUCCUCACCAACGGGGGUGAGGUUCCGAAACGACCUGCAACUCACGGCGCAGCGUCGGGGGCGGCCGAGAAGACGUCUCCAGCGAAGGGUACGGGUGUCGUCGAUUCUGUCCGACCAGGUUGUCAAGCACCGACGGCUUCUCCGCGCCACGAUAAGCUCUUCCCGGAUGGGCAACGCUCCGCCGCUGUGGCGUCAAAGGAAGCAGAAUUGUCGAGUACGACGCGGGUGGAUUCCCCGCAGCCGGUCUCGGGAAGCCUACAGCGGCAACCGCAAGCUUUCACGGCUCCGUCGGAAGCGUCGGUGCUGCACGACGAGCAGAGCGCCGCUAAGGGCGAUGUUCUUGCGAGGCGGGAGGGGCGAAGCCUCGACGGCGGGGAGCUUUGCGUCGCGGAGACCCUCCCUCAGACGCCGGGACUCGGCGGAGAUGUGCUAGACAAGCACGCGGUGGUAGCGUCGCCGGGGGAUGACGGCGACACAACGGUGCCGGAAACUUCGGCGCAGGGGGGUCUCGCAACGGACGUUCUAGAGCCAAACCCGCCCAAGUCGUUGGCGGGAGGCGUUAUCGCUGGCCCGGCAGGAGGCACCCCCGGGGUGGAGCAACCAGAGGGAGGAGGCGUGGGCGAGGCUUUUGAAGGGGGUAAGGAGGACCCAAACGUUGCUCGAUUAGAGGUUCCGGACAGCUGUGUCGCCCAUGCCGACGGCCAGGAAGAGCACCACGCGAGUGGCGGGGGCACAGCGUCUGACGGGCUCGAUGGGCGGGGCCCCGUGCGAGCGGAGCAACUCGGCGACAAGAACACGCGGGGUUCUUCUGUCGCUGCCGCUGCUCUUGCUGCUCCGCAACCGGGCGUGAAAGGUGGAGGUAGAACGCCCUCGAGCCAGGCGGCACCUCUCCAGCAACGGCGAUCACCAGAGAACGCGACGACCCGUGUAGAUUCUCCAGGACUCAAGACGGGGAGCUCAGCGGACGGGCGACUGCGGCACGAUUCAGACGAAGUGCCGGAAACCCUACCGUCACAGCGGGUCGGCGUGGAUGCCGGGGAUGGCAGAGGGAGCUCUGCGGCCGCUCCCGACGUCUGUUUGGCCACUCAGGAGCUAUCGGAGCAGAGAGAAUCAACUAGGUGUUCAGACGAUCACGGGCCGGAGCUUGGGCGGAGAAUCCCUGAAACUGCCGCUCAAACCAGCACCACCCAGGAAAUCCAAAGCCUUACUACGCAGGAGGUGCCGGAGACGGCGCAUGCGUGGGGUAGUGUCGGGGCUUGUGGCGGGAGUAGCUCUUCGCGAAUCGACGGGGUGGGAUCGGCGGCGAGCGGCAGUUACUCCCAAUCAGAGGUCCUUGAAACCGAGCAGCUGCAUGGAGGGGCGACCCAGGGCACUGCAGAUUGUGCGGGAGGAGUCGGCGCCAGCGGCGUCGGCGACGGCGUGGAAGAGCAAGGUGCAGCGCGAUUCAGGCGUGGGGCCAUUGCGCAGUCGCAGCAGCCGCAGCAGCCGCCACCGCUGCAACAGCAGCAGAGCAAGAGUAUGCCGCCAUCAUCGUCGACGUUGCCGGCGGAAGCCGUGGUCGGAGGGACAAGCAGGGACGAGGUGGGUGGGGUCAAGAGCUGUGCUGGACUUGGAGAUGGCGAGAAGCCGGGUGAAGCGUGGGCGUCUCCCGGAUCGCUCCGCGCCGACGAAGCGGCCGGUGUCCACGGAGGGGUUCGCGACGGGGGCAGCCCAAAGAGCUUGGUGCCGACAGAGAGGACGCCGGAUGGUAGCGGGAACCGCAAGCGAUCGGCCGAUUACGCCACCCUAUCCCCCAGCAGCAGGCUUUCCUGCGACCCGGGGAGUGCCGGGAAGCGAACAAGGUUGACGCCGCCGCCCUACUCUGCGGCAAACCCCUCCGCGAGGCCCGGGGCAGCCGCAAGCGAUGUGGAAGCCUCCUGCAACGACGACAAGCCGCCGGAUGGCGGUAGCCCGUGGCAAGAUGCCGGGCGGGGCAGCCAGCAGGGCCGCCCGAUCGCUCUUCGAGGGGGCAGCGGCCCUCCAGGGAGCGACGACGAGAGUGAGAUGCCCGACACCGACCACGACCUAGCUGCCGUGCAGGACGCCUGGCACGCCGAGGGAGGUUACGAGUUUGGCGACGACGGCGGGUACCUGGAAGACCAGACGGAAGAAACGGAAUCGGGUCGGCUUCCUUCUUCCCCGGCCGGCGAUGACUCCCCCCCCCGGAAGCCCCGAAAGAACCAGGAGGUCGACAACCCGUAUGCCCCACAGGCCCACCUUGAUUUGAGUCACGGCGGCGACGAUUUUCAACCGGCCGCCCGUGCCGACGGGAUGAUGUCUCCACCCGUCGGCGGCGUGGAAGAAAGCGGUAAGAAGCCUCGCAGCUCUCGUACCGCCGCCCGCCGUCCUUCGAAGAGCACCAUGGGCUUCGGCAGCCCAAGCUUUGGCGGUGCCGUCCGCAUCUCGCCGAGCUUGAGCGGCUCGAGGUUUGCCGCCAGCCUGAACGACAGCAAUCGCCGCCCCAUCAAGAACAGGAUUUUGGCGGCCGGACGGGAGCAUGGUCUUGGCGGAACGACACCAGCCAGCCUCUCGGUGCCGGACAAGAGCGGUACUUGGUCGUCGUUCAAUGACCUGGGACCGGAUACCGAGGAAGUGGAAAACCUGCAAGCCCGCGUUGCGGAAAAACGGGCUCAGGAGAAGGCGGCCGCAGGCUCGGCAGCUCCGGAGACCAACUCGUUUGACCCUAGCGACGCCGAGUACGAAGAAGGGGGAGAAAGCGACGACGACGGCAGCUGGACGGGACGGGGGGAGCAAAAUCACGGUCAUCGCCAAGGAUGGGAUACGCGGAGGGAUUCCUCGUCGGAGAACAAGCGCAAGAGGACUGCUAUGGCAGCAGCAGCGGCUGCAGCAACAACAACAGCAAGCGAGGGAAGGGGAACCAAGGUGCCCCGGGAAGCUCGUCACGACAGAGGCGACGAUGGCCGCCCCCGCCGCCGCCGCAGCCCUGUCCUUAUCGUCCUGCUCGGUUGUAGUCCGCGGGAGCAGAAGCGCGCGAACGAGCUGUGCGCGAGGUUGGGACAGCGCCGCCCUGAGACAGAACUGGUUUCGGGCGCGACACAGCGUUGUGGUUGGCAGCCAGUAUACGCGGCCAGCAAGCAGCAGCAGCGAUGGUAG
Molecule: messenger RNA, 5034 nt
Organism: Ectocarpus siliculosus
Lineage: Eukaryota; Phaeophyceae; Ectocarpales; Ectocarpaceae
Source: the annotation of a GenBank genome assembly